Dufourea novaeangliae is the source of this 1098-nucleotide messenger RNA. RefSeq names its product protein mab-21-like. The transcript has a single exon. NCBI's taxonomy places the organism in Eukaryota, Metazoa, Arthropoda, Insecta, Hymenoptera, Halictidae. The coding region runs from base 1 to 1098 and encodes 365 amino acids. The record is from RefSeq and is a predicted model, not a curated record.
AUGUUGCUGCCGCAGGAUAUGAUGGCAGCGCAGUCCAAGAUGCUCUAUCAAAUGAACAAAUACUACGGGGAAAGGGUACAGGCCCGUAUGGGCCAGGUACAGAAAACGAUCCGCGAGGUGUGCAAGGUGGUGCAGGACGUGCUGAAAGAGGUCGAGGUACAGGAGCCGCGAUUCAUUUCAUCGUUGACCGAGUGCAACGGCCGUUACGAGGGCCUCGAGGUGAUCUCGCCCGGCGAAUUCGAGGUGGUCCUCUACCUGAAUCAGAUGGGUGUGUUCAACUUCGUCGACGACGGCACCCUGCCGGGCUGCGCUGUACUGAAACUGAGCGACGGACGGAAGAGGUCCAUGUCCCUAUGGGUCGAGUUCAUCACCGCGUCCGGUUACCUGUCCGCCCGGAAGAUCCGCUCGAGAUUCCAGACCCUGGUGGCGCAGGCAUGCGACAAGUGCGCGUACAGGGACUCCGUGAAGAUGAUCGCGGACACCACCGAGGUGAAGUUGCGUAUCAGGGAGAGAUACGUGGUGCAAAUUACACCGGCGUUCAAGUGUUCGGGCGUGUGGCCAAGAUCGGCGGCGCAUUGGCCGAUUCCGCAUAUACCCUGGCCACAUCCGAAUCUGGUGGCAGAGGUGAAAACCGAGGGUUUCGAUUUGUUGUCUAAAGAGAGCGUAGCCCUUCAAGGGAAACAAUCCGCGAUGGAAGGGGACGCCUGGGUUUUAUCCUUCACCGAAGCCGAGACGAGGUUACUACAGGGUGGUUGUCGAAGAAGAUGUCUCAGUAUACUGAAAACACUGAGGGACAGACAUCUAGACCUUCCUGGGAAUCCGGUGACCAGCUAUCACAUGAAAACCUUGCUGCUCUACGAAUGCGAGAAGCAUCCCCUGGAGACCGAGUGGGACGAAGGAUGCCUGGCGGAUCGUAUUAACGGGAUCUUCCUGCAGCUGAUAUCCUGCCUACAGUGUCGAAGGUGCCCCCAUUACUUCCUGCCCAAUUUGGAUCUGUUCAAGGGGAAAUCACCAAGCGGCCUGGAGAACGCCGCGAAACAAGUCUGGAGACUCACCAGAGAGCUAUUGACCAACAGUCGUGCACUAGAGAAGCUUUAG